ACCCCGUCGCUGUGCUCCAGCGUCACGUGACGCGCAGGUCGCGACGAGUUUCGCCCGUGAGAAAAUCCAACGCGCACGAGAUCUUCCUCAAAUUUCUGCACAUCUGAUGAGUUUGUGAUUCUGUGAUGGAGGGUCACAUGGAGUGCACAAUCUGCUGGGAACAGUUUAAAUUCCCUGUGACACUCCAGUGCGGUCACACCUUCUGCAAGGAAUGCAUCUCCACAUUCUGGGAUGGGAAGGAAAAAGAGGGAGCCACCGUCGUCCACUGCCCCGUGUGCAAAUACGUCUACGACAAAAGACCCCAACUGAAUCGUAAUGUGUCUCUCGCAGAGUUAACAGAGAUAGUGGCUGCAGGCAGUCCGGUUAAGAGAGAUGUUAGCACCGUAGGUCCAGUUCACACGGGGCCGGAUGAGCUUUGCGGACGCCAUCAGAAAGCCCUGGUCAUUUAUUGCAAGAAAGACCGUAUGUGUGUUUGCUAUGAGUGCUCUGUGAAAGAGUGUAAGGGCCACGAUCAGAUUUUGGUUGAAGAAGAACGAAAACACAGAGAGGAAGGAUUGAUGAGGAAGAGUGCUGAAAUCAAGAAACAACAGGAAGUUGCUGAAAGAUGUUGCCUGGAGCUCAAGGAAAACAUGGCCAAAUCAAAGGUGUCGUUACAGCAGACGUCUCAAUGGGUGAACACCAAGUUCACUCAGCUGAUGAAGGUGUUGGCAGAGAAACAGGAAGUGACGGAGCGAUUUCUGGAGCAGCAGCAGGAGGUGACCGUGUUACAUGCUGAGGAUAGACUGGCCAUACUGGAGGAGAGACACAAGCAGCUUACGGCCCUGCAGGAGGAGAUCAGCAGCCUGCUUUCUCUCUCUCACUGCCAAUUUAUCCAGGAGUCCAGACUCAUAGAGGUCCCACAGUUCAGUGAAGUUCCUGCGGAUGUGACCGCAUGCGUUCAGGAGAAGCUGAACCCGGUCACUGAAGUUCUGUCUCGUAUCUCUAAACUGGUCUGUGAAGAUCUGGAGAGAGCGGUGCAUGUGUUUGAAGGACAAGAGAAGGAGGGUUCUCCUCAAGAUAAGAGGCCGAUUCUGGCUGUUGUUCCCAGUCCUGCAACAUCAUCAUAUCAAGCCGAGAAGGAGGGGCUUAGCACAUAUCGUUGCAGCCUGACCUUUGACCCCCGCACCGCCAACGCUCACUUGCUUCUUUCCCAGAGCAACAGGAGAGCGGAGCAUCUCACCUCCGGGCCCCGCCAAGUCAAUGACGACGAGUUACGCUUUGACCACACCUGGCAGGUGUUGUGUUUCCAGAGCUUCACGCGUGGCCAGCAUUACUGGGAGCUUGAGGUGUCCAAACCGUGGGCUUAUGUUGGGGUGACGUACCCGAACAUCCCACGCAAAGAGAAGGGUAAACGGAGCAUGGUGGGUAUGAACGAGCUGUCGUGGAGCCUGCAGCUUGACGAACGGCAACUGAGCGCUUGGCACGCCGGCCGCAAAGAGUCCGUCGCAGGCCGGCUGCAGCCAAACACGCAGCGCCUGCGCAUCGGAAUGCUGCUGGACUACGAGGCCGGAACGCUGACGUACUACGGCGAGGGACAGGUGCGUCUGCACGCCUUCCAUUGCGUCUUUUCACAACCACUUUUUCCAGCGUGCUGGAUUGGGGAAGGUGUCACUGUUACGCUCUGUGGACUGUGAACAUGAACAUAUUUGUUUCCUUAAGGAAAUCUCCUUGCUAGGAUCUGCGCCGUACAUGAACCUGUUGUGUUUUUAAGCAAGGAUUUGUGAGAGAGAUGCGUAAUGUUGCACUGUUACAACCAUCCAUGGACUGUUUUUGUUUGUAUGUUGUGUCUAAGAGAGGUCAAGAUUAUUUUCUGCUGUAUCUAGAUUUACAAUUAUCAUUUUAAAAGAUUUGUUAGCAGAUCCUAUUAGCAUCAAGCUCGACAGGUACAACAUGGCACUAGCAACGCCAAGGUCAGGAGUGUCCUAAACUGAUGAAAUGUUCACUGAAAGCACUGUAAUUUUCUUUGAGUGAAAGUGUCUGCCAAAUGCAUAAGUGUAAAUGUAGAUCAUGUUUAAAGAUCUUGGUGAUUUUUUUAUAGCCGUGUUUUAUUUUCAUGUGGAUUAUGAUUCUGGUAAAUGUGAGUUGUAUUUACACUGUAUCUGUUUGACCAUCAUUUUGGUCAUUUUAAAAAAUUUAGAGUUUACAUUAAUGUGUGCAAAGGUAAGGAAGGAUUGCCGACGGGACGUUAAAUUAUUAGAAAAUAAUGCACUUCCGAGGUGGUGAUGCGGCCAUGAUGCAAAGCAGAUGCGAGUUAAUUUCACAUCCGGUUAUACCAUGGUUACAGCAUAAGACAUCGUUCUGAUGUUUUAUUUUGUGAUGUUUGACAGGUUUUUUGCCGUCAAAAUGCUAUUAUGAGUAGGACUAAUGUCUUAUGCAUCUCAUCUAAAGCCUCCAUUGCUAAUUCCAAAAGAUCAUUUAACAAAGAAAGAGAACAUGCAUAUGUGUUUACAGUACUAGAGAUGCACCAAUAUUACAUUUUUUUCACCGUUACUGACGUUCAGACUGAUAUCUGCCCAUACCGAUAGUUUGGUGGUUAUAUUAAAACUUGCAUUAACUAAAUUCUGAAGAUUACAUUUCUGAAUGUUAUUUAUUCAUAUAAUAACCAUUAAUAGUGAACAUUAAAAUAGGGAUGUUUUUUUUACAUUUUCUAUACACAGAGCUCAAAUUCAUUGCAUUUUCUGUUUUCUUUUGAUAUAUGCCAUGACUAUCAGCUGUUAGUGUGAAAAAUGCAUUUAUCAACAGAUAAAUAAUAGAUCGGUACAUCUCUAGUUUUCUGCAAUGGGAACAAUGUGAACAAGUUGGUUUAUUAAUAUUUAUAAAAAAAAAAAAAAUCUUCAGCAUUUAUGUAUAAUUUGUUCUGGUUUAAUUUAAUCAGGAAUGAAGUAAAAACAAAACUGAAUAAUAAUAACUCUUUGAAGAACAAUAUGGUGCUUGGGCUCAUUUUAGUAUCUUUUGAAUUAUUUUCUUUUUAAGUUUAUUUUUUCACUACCAAACAUAUAUUUAUGCUUUAUUUGUUGAAAUUAAAUAAAUCAGAUGGUCGACAGAUCUGGAACUACUUUAUAGGUGUGCAUUUACAAAAAAAUAAUGCUGCAAACAAAAAUAACAUUUAUCAACCAAUCAGAAUGAUGCUUUCAAGUGCACCGUGAUAUAAGAUUUCUUAUAUUUUCCAAAUAUUAACAUCUGAGUUAAAAAUUCAACUCAAGUGUUUAUCCAUAAACUUUAAUUUUAAAGACAUUGAUUAUAUUACAAAUAAAAUACUUUUUUUUCAAGGUAAAACAAUAAACAUUUCAUAAACUACACAAUUAGGAAGUUUUUGAUUUGUUAUGCUUUUCCAAAGCAGCCAUUUAUAUGAGACAUUGAAGGUUUGAGAACAGAUUUCUGAACUGAAUUUGCACAAGCCAUCUGGUCUACAUACCCCAUAUGGAAAAAAAAUACAUUUUCUGGCCAAAAAUAUAUUUAAAAAAUAUGCUAAAUAAUUUUUGUAGAAAGUAGGCUAAUGCUCAAUUAAAUAUAUUUUUGAAUUUGGGAAUUAAUUUGGUUUUAAACUUCAUAUAUCAACAUAUAUUUCAAAAUGUAUUUCAAGGGCAAGCAAAUACAUUUCUAAUUUUACAUCUCAUGUGGCAAAAAUGUAUUAUUUACAAAAAAAAUUAUAUGCUAAAUACA
Messenger RNA from Paramisgurnus dabryanus, 3702 nucleotides. RefSeq names its product tripartite motif containing 65 (gene trim65). Gene Ontology annotation, molecular function: protein binding. Lineage: Eukaryota; Metazoa; Chordata; Actinopteri; Cypriniformes; Cobitidae. The record is from RefSeq and is a predicted model, not a curated record.